AUGACAGGAACACUUGUGUCACAAAAGCAGGUGAUUCUCUGGAUCCUGUGUGUGGUUCUGAUCUGUGCAGCUGGAGAGGACACUCCCUGUCCAAAAGGUGCUCAGAUCCACUUGUCCAGCAUGCGAUGCUACUGGAUGUCUGAGACGACAUCUUCAUGGUCUGAGGCACAGGAUUCAUGCAGAGAGACUCUCGGGGGGUAUCUCGCAUCUGCUGACAACCUGGACCUGCAAAACUUCAUCCAUUACUCCUUCCCAGUGAAAACCACUGUGUGGAUAUGGCUGAAAGGACUCGGGGGAGAGGGGACUGAGGGGGCUGGGGCUGUGGAGCCGGUAAGUCCUGCACGGUGGGCUGAAGGCGCUGAGACGGGGUGUUCUCAGAUGGCCUUGGGGACACUGGGACAGCAGAGGAGAGCACAAUGUGCUGGACGAUACUUCUACCUCUGUGAAAAAGAAGUAGCUGAGGCUUUACCAUCUAUAGACAGUUACCUGACUGGAUUGGUUCUCAUGACCGGCAUCUAUGCUCAAACCCAGAUACAUCCUCUUCUCAGCAUCCCAGACACUGGGCAGCGUACAGUGGAGAUGCAGCUGUUCCCAGGUUUGUGGUUUAGUCAUGCAGGUCAGUUGGUAACAGUGGAGCUGGUGGUCCAGCCAAGCCCACUGUCCUCUCUGGCACGUGUUCAGAUCCUCCGACCGUACUGCGACCCCAACCACCACCUGGUGCCUCCAGGUUGCAGCUCUCUCCUAAAUCCAUUUACCUGCUGCUCAGCAGUACCACUGUGUAACACUACAGGGGGCUGUAGCAUGGGCCAGUACUGGUGCCACCUGCUGGAGGCCUGCAUGCCCACCACCAGUCCCUGCAGCCCCUAUGACUCUGCAGCUGGCAGCCGUGGAUUUGCUCUCCCUCCCAGAUACCCCGCGAUACCACCCUUCUACCACCUGGUGGCAGACCUGUCUUUGAGAAUAAACCCUAGCUCUGAACUGAAAACUAUGAGUCUGCUUCUUCCAGAUCCAGCAAUCAUGGUGUACCCUGAUGAUAUUGUGGCUAUACAACACACUCGCGACUCUGGGACCUUCCUUCAUUGCCUCACCAGCGAAGCCUCUCUAAACUCCUCCUGGCGCCAGAGUUACUUGUCCCUUAGGGGGGCAGAAUGGGGUGGCUGGUGGCAGGGAGGCUUUACUUCACUGUUCCAAGGAGGCCAGUGGGUGGACGGGGUGGUGUGUGAUCUGAAGAUGCUGUACAUAGACACUCUUCACAGAGGCACAGCGUUUGAUGAUGUCUUUGGCUUCACCCACACAGAGCCAACUACAGCUCCUGAUAUUAGGCCCCUGACUACAGCUCCUCCUCCAAGUCAGAGAUCUAAAUUUAGGCUUAGAGUCAUCCAUCCCCUGCUGGACGAAAAGAACCAAAUUCAUGUCCAAAUCAAUACCCCAACACUCAUUGUAGUAAAGGUCCUGUCUGGACAGAAAGCCAGGAGCUCGUGGUCAGCCCCAGUGCUCCAGACUGAGGUCCCCUUUCUUCCAUCUUGCCCUGAAGAGUUGGCUCCUUCUUGGCCUGGCUGUGAGAGACAGUCCCUUGAAGAAUGGUUCUCCUCAGUGACUCUUUUGUUGCCCUCAGUGGGGGUUCAGACCAUGGACAUCAGUGUCAUGGAUGCAACAAGCUCUCAGAGUGUGACUGUGAAAGUUUGUGGCUAUGAGGCAGUGACAGGGCUCAGUGUUGAGCCUCAUGGACGCCUCAGGAUUCUGGUAGACGUGUCACAGUCAUUUACAGCCAAAGUGGAGGGUGGCUCUUCCGUAAAAUUCACAUGGGUUAUUGACAACCUGGAGAAUUUUGCCUAUGAAGGGGAAUUUUACAGUGUAGUGUUCAAGAAACCUGCUGAGUAUAAGCUCCAGAGCCAGCAAAUCCUCCUGACUGCUGAUGAAAUGACCCCAUUGGCUGAGCCAGAGUUCCUGUUUGUCAGGGAGGUCAUAGCUGUGAAUACUACACUCCUCUACACCCUCAGGGUCAAAGUGGACAUCUCCCUGCCAGUCACCUUCAGUUGGGAUUUUGGGGAUGGCAGAGGAAAGAUGAGCCACCCGCAGUCUGCUCCAUUUCAGACCAUGGAAGGGCUUAUGGAGAGAGCAGAGAAGCAAGUAUAUGUCCAGGACUCAGUGAACUAUUCCUAUUCCAUUCCAGAUGACUACACACUUCAUGUCCAAAUCUCCAACCAAUUUGACAACACUGGAGCAUCUAUGAAGAUUAACGUCCGCCCUGAGUUAAGUCAUAUCCACAUUUCAUCUUCCCCCCAAGUGCCGCAUGUCAAACAAACUCUCCUUCUGGAAGCUUCUGCAGAACCCUCCACCUUUGCUGUCUUCUACAAAUGGGACUUUGGUGAUGGCUCCAAAGCUGUCCAUGGCAUCCACCAUAAAGUCCGUCACACUUUUGGAUCCGCUGGACGUUAUAAUGUUACAGUGUGUGCCAGCAACACUCUUACUACUCUGGCCACUUGGCUCAUCUUGGAAGUUAUGGAGAAAAUCUCUGGAUUAACCAUUAGCUACAGCGAACCCUGUGAAGUAAACGCUGCAACAGAUUUCAGAGCUAAAGUUUCCACUGGUUCAGGUCUCAUCUGGGAUUUUGACUUUGGCGAUGGGUCCCUGCAGGGAAACCUCACAGAUGGUUCCAUCUCCCACAUCUAUAAGUCUCCAGGAAAUUACACAGUGGAUGUAACCGUCACCAAUUCUGUCAGCAAAGUUCAUCAGUCUAUCAGGAUAAAGGUCUAUAGUUUGGCUGUUACUGGAGUUCUCCCCACAGAAUGUGUCAUAAAUGGAAAAGAUAUACAGCUUACCGCUCUGGUGACUGGGAAAAUAUCCAUUCUGACUUUCCAUUGGCGAUUUGGAGAUGGAUCACCUUUGACUGUAGUGACAGGACAGUCCACAGCCAUGCAUUCAUUUCCGAGCCAAGGGAUUUUUCAUGUUAACCUGACUGUGUUUAGUUCUACUACAUCUGUAUCAUUUAAUACAAGUAUCUGUGUCGAAGCGCCAAUAACCAACAUGGCAGUGCAGUCAUCACAAGAUGUUGUAGCAGUGGGAGAAGAGGUAUGCUUCAGGGUAUUGAUUUUCCCUGAAGAGAUGACAGGUUGCCAGUUUAAGUGGUUUAGCAGCUCCACUAAUCUAAUUGCCAAGACUGAAAACUCUCAUAAGUGUUUUGUAUUUAAAGAUGAAGGUGUUGAAGAGAUAUCAGUAAUGGCAAGUAAUAAAGUCAGCAACAAAACAGCCGAAGUCAGCAUAACCAUUCAAAAACCUGUGAGUAAGCUGUCUGUGGCGCAUGACAGUCAAAGUGACACAAUGACAGUCAAUACAUUAGUUUCAUUUUGGGUUGCUAGUUGCACUGGAAGCAAUGUGUCAGUGCUGUGGGACUUUGGAGACGGUUCUCUGGUGGAGCAGAAGCAAAAUGUAUCACAUGUCUUUACCUCAGCAGGUCAGUUCACAGUCACUGCUACAGCAUUUAAUGUGGUCAGCAAAGACUCUGCAACCCUCAAAGUGGAUGUUUUGCUUCCUGUGGAGGACCUUUCACUUCACACCAACCAGUCUUAUGCUGUAGUAGGAGAGGAAAUUCUUAUCACAGCAGUUAGUAGUGCAAUCAGUAGCACCAACUACUACUGGACUGUGGACAGUAUGACUUCAACCAAACAGGGGACCUAUCAGUUUAGAUUUGCUUUCCCCAAACCAGGAGUGUAUCAAGUGAGAGUUAUAGCCCAGAACUUGGUGAGUAGAAGGGAGGCAGCUAUUUUAAUUGAGGUCUUUGAAAGAAUAGAGGGUCUUCAAAUUGAGUGUCACAGCCUGACAAACAUGAAAUAUGUACCAGCCCAAGAGGACCUGCUCUUUAUUGCUUCAAUCACCAAAGGUUCCAAUGUCACUUAUCACUGGCUCGCUGCACAGAGCGGAAUAAACCAAGAAAUCACUGGUGAUGGUGAGGUUUUUCAUCUGUCAGCUGAAACCCCUGGCGACAUCACAGUUCAGCUAAGAGCCUCAAAUAAGUUGGGUGAGGCCACCAGCAUUGUUUCUUUAAUAAUAGUAGAGCGUGUAACAAGGACACAUAUUGCAACACAAAAGAUUGUGGCAUUAGGGAAAUUAGUGAAUAUUUCUGUGUCCGUUGUUACCGGGUCAGACCUAGAGUAUCUCUGGUAUCUGAACUCUGAUCCAUCGCCCCUGCAGACAAAUGCACCCUUUCUUCUCCACACUUUUAUGAGUUUGGGCCCUUGUCUUGUCACAGUUUCUGUUCAGAAUGUCCUUAGCCAGUGUAAUGACACCACACAGUUCAUAGUCCAAGAGGAGGUCCAAGAGGUGGACUUUGAAAUGGAAGGAAAGACACAUCCAUUUUAUAUCAACACAAAUGCUGCCAUUCCACUCUGUGGGCUUAUUCGUAAGGGAAGUGAUCUGCACUGGGACUGGAAAGUUAGAUCUGCCAGAACCAACCUUUUUAAUGCUACCAACCAGACCUUUAUCUAUAAUUUUACACAUGCCGACAUCUACCAGGUGUCUUUGAAUGUCUCCAAUGGGAUAAAUUGGCAGAUGGUUUCACACAGGGUCACUGUCCAGGAUGGAAUUGAGGGUCUUCUGCUGAACAUUAGCAAUUCUUCUCUCUGCAGUGAAGAUGAAGUGACUUUUAUUCCAACAGUCUCCAAAGGAAGCAAUGUAAGCUUUGUUAUAACAUUUAGGAACAAAGACUGGAUUCAUAGUGAGAGCAUUCUCAAAGGGAAAAGCAGCACAUCAAGCCUUCCAGUUGGGAGACAUCUUGUUACAGUGAAAGCUUGGAACCUGGUCAGUAGUGCUGAGGUAUCUUCCAGCAUACUGGUCACUGAGCGCAUUCAAGGUUUGCAACUUGUAAACUGUUGCUCUGCUGCUCUAGAAGCUCUGAAAGGAAUCCAUUUCAAGGCAGAAGUUCAAAGUGGAUUUCCAGUUAACUACACCUGGAUAUUUCACUUGGUGGGGUCGAACCCCACGUGGCUCAGGGGCCAAGAAGUGAUCUUCACUCCACCAGAGAGUGGGUUAUUGUCUGUUAGCGUGGUAGCUAGAAAUGGAGUCUGCUCCCAGAUGCAAAAUGAGACCGCUAUAGUAGAAUGGCCUGUUAAGAAGAUCAAGCUUGAUUGUCAUUCAGAAAAAAUAUUUGUAGGACACACUGUCAAGUUUUCUGCAACAGUGAAUGGAGGGAGCAACAUCAGAUACCACUGGGACUUUGGAGAUUCCACUGAAGCACUGGUAACAGAUUUGAACACAGUCAGUCACACUUAUUAUACUGCUGGACAUUACAGUGUCAUGGUCAAAGUUCUCAACAGUGUCAGCCACAUAUCCACACAGCUUCACAUAGAAGUGGAGGAGCUCCAGUGUUCCAGCCCUCAAGCUUCUCUCGUACAGAAUCAGUCUACUAUCUACAGGUCAAGACCAAGUUUCUUUGAAGCCAGCGUGGACAUUAACUGCUCUACAUACAAGGCAAUCUACCUAUGGGAGAUAUUCAGAGGGUCUGAUUGUACCAGUGGGGACAAAGUCAUUUUUAGAGGUCAGGUGGAUGUAACUUCCCCUUUUCUCUUACUUCCAAAGCAUGCUCUCGACGUGGGUCAGCAUUGCCUUGUAUUCACCGUUUCACUCCAGGGAACUCCUUUAUCUGUGCAACGGACAACAAGCAUCACAGUGGUCCAUUCCCCAUUGAUAGCUGUCAUCAAGGGAGGCUCCCAUAAACUGUGGUCCAGUCUCAGUGACCUCAUCCUGGAUGGAUCUGAGUCUCAAGACCCUGAUGUGGAACCAGGAGUGGAGGAUAUGCUGGAGUAUCACUGGACCUCGAUAACUGUGUGGGAAGCUCCUGUGCUUCCUGUGACUGUGGAAUGUGUGUCCUGUUCAGCCCUCUCCUCCACUCACAGUUACACCACCGCUGUCAUCCUUGCUGGACAAUGCGGACAGUGUGAUUCCCAGACUGAGUAUAAAUGGAGUGCUGAGAGCCAGACUGGCAUGGCUCUUGAUCUUGAUGACAUCACUACCUCUACAGGGAGACACUCACCUAAAUUGGUGGUAUGCUCAGGUGUCCUCCAGCCAGGACUGAGUUAUACCUUCACUCUCAAUGUAUCCCAGCCUGGCAGAGGUCAGUGGGGCAGCGUCAGUCAGACUAUACUACCUAACAGUCCACCACAUGGAGGCCUGUGUGAUCUGAGUCCAGAGUCAGACAUAUGUCUGCUGGAGACAGUGGUCACCUAUAACUGCUCAGGUUGGCAAGAUGAUGAAAGCGAGGCUUCUCAGCUGAUCUAUACCUUCCAGGUGGCACCCUGCCAGGCCAUUAGCACUUCGUGCCCCAUGCUCACUCUGUACAGAGGUACUCGUUCAACAUUCGGCAGCCUGGUACCAAUGGGACGUUCUGGGCAAGAAAAAUAUUUGUCAGUUAUUAUAGUCACUUUGUCAGUAGAGAACCAUCUGGGCUCAAAGGUCAUUGCUCUGAACAGAACAUUGACAAUUGAAAAUCCUGCAAGGGAUGAAGUUGCCAGUGAGUGGCUCAGAAACAAAAGCCAGACAGAGCUGUGGGCUUUAGUCCAACAUGGCAACCCCCAGGAAAUCAUCCCUUUUUCCAUUGCACUUACCAGCCAACUCAAUCAGAUGGAGUCUGAACAAACUGCCAUGGAGCUCAUGGACAGGAGGGAGAUCCGGGGAAAUGUGUCCCAAGCCUUGGCCUCUCUCCCCAUGUCCUCCUUGCUGGAUGUUGAGCAGAUCAGCUCAGCGCUGGCACAAGCCACUGCAGUUCCAAGUGAGUUGGUAUGUAAAGGCUGUCAGGAGAAGGUUCUGGAGGCUGUGGGGAGGAUGAUCCAUGUGAUGGAGGAACACAUGAGUCCUGGUGUUUUAUCACCUCUUGAAACAGGAAGAAACAUCCUUAAUGUCAUAGGUAGCACACUGGCUGCUGUGUCUGAAUCAUCCAGUGCUCCCAGUUCUCACCCAGCCUACUCAAACACUCUGCAGUCAGCUUCUACUAUCGCCCUGUCAGCACUGGCCCACGCAGGAGCCCUAAUGCGCUCUCUGAUGCAUUCACAUGUUCAUGGCGAGGAACCCCUUUUGCUCUCCACCCCUUAUAUCAAUACAGUUGGUUUCCAAGGAGACCCCUCUGAUCUCCUCUGCACUCACCAGACAAAUCAGUCCAACCAACACCACAUCACCCUCUCUCAGUCAUCAUCAGCUGACGGAUCAAAGAGUUCUCACCUAUGUGAGUUUCAUAUCCCCACCUCCCUCGCUGCUCGCCUGAAGAGUCAGAGUUCUGAGGUGGUGCAGGUACUGUUUGGUAUGGAUGGAGCACUCGAGUCCAACCCCAUGCUGAGUACAGCUGACCCUCCGAUUUCGACGUCUCUGGUUGCUAUGGAGCUCACCACCCCUCAGGGUCAGCCCAUACCCAUCAAGGAUCUGGACCUCGAACAGGCCAUACAGGUCACUUUGCCCAACAAGUACCUUUUGGGUCAGGGAGAUGAGGGUGGAGAUGAGCAAGUAGGUGAAAACAGGAAUGAGACAUGUCUUACUGUGACACUCCCCACUGAAGGACAGUUGAACUUCACAGUAAAAGCUGUGGAUGGACUGGAUGAAAAUGCAGGUUUAUACAUCUCCUUCAGCUUCAGCCUCGUCCCAGGAGCUUCUCCAGUGAGCUUGGGACAUGUCAUGAUAGAAGUGAGCUCUGCAGUGCCAGGGACUAAUACAUCCCACGAUUCCCUUGAGAGACAUUGGGCUCUCACUCUUUCUGCUCCGACCACCUCCUCAGAGGAAACCAUCUUUCUGUCUCCACUCUCCCUGUGCCAGUACUACAGUGUGAAGGAGAGACGCUGGAGCAGUGAGGGUCUACAGCCACUGGAGGGCAGCACGCUCCAUGCAGCUCACUGUCUCACCCGGCAUCUCACCAUGUUCGGGGCCAGUUUGUUUGUUCAUCCCGGGGCCGUUGUUCUGUUGCCACCGUCAGGUGGUCCUACGCGUAACAUAGUGGUGGGAAUUGUGUGUGCUGUCUUGGUUCUGAUUCACCUGCUAGUGGGGCUCAUCGCCCAUAAACUGGACCACUUGGACAGCUUGAGACUGAGCCAGGUCCCUCUGUGUGGCCGACCAGGCUUGUACCACUACAGAGUUCUGGUCAAGACUGGCUGGAGGCGAGGAGCAGGCACCACAGCACAUGUUGGUAUCAGUUUGUACGGUGUGAACAAGAGCGGCUCUCGCCAUCUGCAGAGGGAUGGAGCUUUUCAGCGUGGCAGCCUGGACCAGUUUCAUCUGGAGACAGAUGACAGCCUGGGAGAGGUUUGGAAAAUUCGCAUCUGGCAUGACAACACAGGUCUGGACCCAUCCUGGUAUGUUCAGCAUGUGGUGGUGUGGGACCCUCAGACAGACCACAUGUUCUUCUUCGUGCUGGAGGACUGGCUCUCUGUGGAGAAUCAAAAGAACGAGACUGUGGAGAAGGAAGUUCUGGCCUCAUGUCCAGAGGAGCUUACUCAGCUUCGACGGGUCCUCACCUCCCAGCUGUUGUUUGGGGUGAGGGAACGCCACCUGUGGCUGUCGCUGUGGGAACGUCCCACUCACAGCCCUUUCACCAGAGGUCAGAGGGUCACCUGCUGUGCCCUCAUGCUGCACCUCUACCUGGCACUGGCUGCCCUGUGGUAUGGGGCUGUGGGCUCUGAGGGGGCCAGUGGACCAGUGUCAGCCCAGCUGCUGGUUAACGUUGAGACGAUUGCCGUAGGGGUGACUGUUGCAGUGCUGGUGUUUCCUCUCCAGUGUUUCCUCUGUUUCCUGUUUAGAAAAGCUCACAGUCGGGUAACUGUGGACAUGUCAGUUCCUCCUUCCCCUGUGUGUCACUCUGUGGAGAUGGACGUUUACCUUGGCCAAUCAGAGCUCUCCGGUCCCUCCUUCCUGUCUCUGCCAGACUCCUCCAGCCCAGUCCGAGACAGUCCUUCAUCUUUGCUGGAGAGCAAAGCGUUUGACUCCAGUAUCCUGGACUUCUGGGCUGCCUCUGGCUUGGCGCCCCAGACAGAUGGGGCAUGUCAAGAAAAGGGUAUGGUGGCAUGGCCGUCCGAGGACAGUCUCCUUAAUCUACCAGUAGACUUAUGCCCUACCAAGAUGACCCACUCCGGCGACCUCUGCAAGGCUUCGCCUGCUCUGGGCCCUACACGCCAGCUGAGGAGGAAAAAGGCCCUGAUGCAGCUGCGCCUGGUUUCACCCUCCUCCCCCAACACACCCACUGCUCCUGUCCUGUCACCUUCCAAAUGUCCCCUUUCAAAAGAAAUUUCAGGCUCUAAAUACUCCCCUACUGCACCAGGCCAGGAGGUCCUCACUAUGAAUGCAAACCCCGUCCAAAUCCACAGCCACAAUCUGACAACAUUUCUAACUCUGUCUGAGGAGGACCUGCUGAUGUCUAUAGCAGCAGCAGCGGAGGACACAAGAGAUACAACCAACAGCAACUCAGACAGCGGCCGGGAUUCCCCUAGAACCACGUCCUCGUUUUCAGCCACACAGAGCACCUCCUGCAGCAGCUGGUCAGAUCAGAGUGAGGACAAGUCCCUGUAUGGAGCAGAGAUCCACAUGUCGGACCCGCAGUCCUAUUCUUCCUUGUAUGGGGCAGGACUUUACAAGUGUCCCUCUGCACUGUCUGUGGAUUCAGUGGCUAGCACCUUCCUGCCGAGCCCUUCUCCUGAUUCCACACGUUCCCCCUCCACCACACGCAUAGGCGUUGCUCGAGGUCAGCCCAGCUGGCUGCUUCCUCCCUGGUUUCUGUGUGUGAUUUACCCCCUUGUGGCUCUGCUGCUGGGGGCCUGCCUGGCUGUGGUUGGACUCUAUGGCAGCUUCUUCUCCAGAAAUGUAGUCCUCAUGUGGCUGAUAUCAGCUAUCUCUGCCUUCCUCACUUCUGCUCUACUGCUGGAGCCUCUCAAGGUUUGUGUGCAGGCAUUGACCUACACAGUACUGUGGAGGCCUGUGGAUCCAGAGGUGGAGGACCAGCUGGCUCAGGAGACCACUGUGGUGAGGGCGUUUGGAGAACAUAGCGGAAAGGUUCGACCACCAUGCGGCUACGGGCUGCUGCAGGCUAAAGAGGAGGCACGCAAAGUCCGGGCUCUACGAUCACUCAUGAGUCACUGUGUUUCCCAGCUGUUAUUUCUGUUGCUGGUUCUGAUGGUGAACUACCAGGACAGUGUAGAACAGAGGCAGGGCAGGCGGCUGCACUCCUCUGUCAGACUCCAUCUUCACACAGCACCAUUGGGCAUUCCUAACCUCACCUCACUCAGAGACUGGUCAGACGCAGAGAGGUGGAUCAACCACACCUUGGUGCCACACCUACACCAGCACCCUUCACUGCGCCUUGUAGGGUUGCCGCGGCUGCUGUGCACACACGCAUUCGGCCACGUGGCAGGUAUCUUUCUGGGAAACAGCAGUGUGAUGACACACCAGCUCCUUGCUGACCUGCACAUCUCAGACUGGAGCAAGAAGCUAUUUAGAUCUCUUUCUAUUGAUUUCACACACUACCACAGGGAGUCUGGUUUAUUUGUGUGUGUGUCCAUUCAGUUAAAGUGGGCUCAGACCAACAGAGUCUCUCCCUUCCUUUACAUCCAUCCACUCCUCAUCCCUUCAUCCUUCUCAGGGCUGGACCUCCAGGUGGCACUUACGGUUCUUCUUCUCAUCUCUGCUCUCCUCAUCUUGUUUGGGGAGCUGUGGUCCAUGGUUACUGAGCGUGCUCAGUAUCUGCAUCAGUGCAGACACUGGUAUCAGCUCCUCCUGGCCUUGCUGUCACUGGCAACAGCUAUCCUGCAAUUCUGCUUCCUGUCUCUUGGCCCUUCAUGUGUUUCCAAGCUUCGGUCCCAACCGGACAACUUCAUCGACUUCCACAGUGCUGCCUUUCUGGCACAGAGGUCUUCUCAAUGUGCAGCUGUCCUGCUCACUCUGCUUGUUCUAAAGCUUCUGGGAACCUUAAGAUUUGUGCGGAGGUGGGUGGUGAUAGGCAGAGUGCUGCAGAGAGCCUGGGGGGAGCUGUGGGCUCUGACUGUCCUACUGCUGCUGCUGCUUAUGCUCUGCACUCACCUCGGAAACACGCUCUUUUCGCAUUCAGUGGAAGGCUUCUUGUCCAUACAUGAGGCCAGUGUGUCAGUGCUGUCCAUCCUGCGUGGCCGAAUGGCUCUACAAAGGUUAUGCAAGGUCCACACAGUCCUGGGACCCCUCUAUGGACUACUUUUGAUGGGGGCAAGUCUGUGGCUCUUAGCCAGACUCUGUGGAGCUGUUCUCAUUCGUGCAUUCAGGGCAGAGCAGGCUGAGCUGUAUCAUCCAACCAUUGAACCUCAGGAUUAUGAGAUGGUGGAGUUUUUCAUCAAGAGACUCAAGCUGUGGAUGGGACUCACCAAGGCCAAAGAGUUCAGGCACAGGGUGAAGUUUGAAGGCAUGGAGAUCCCACCUUCCAGAUCCUCCCAGGAAUCCCGUCUCUCCACCCUUUCAUCCACCCUCCCCUCCUACCACUCUCCUUCCCUGUCCUCCUCAUUUUCAUCCCCCCGACCCCUGUCCUCGGCUCUGUCUGUGAGGUCUGAGGACUCAUCAGUGUCCGAGCCUGGGUUUGACAUCUUGCCCUACGUGGACCGCCUGGUCCCCUGUGUCAAUGCCCUGCUAUCUCGUUUUGAUCGGGUAAACCAGAUAACCCAGGAUGUUCACAACCUGGAAAUGAAGCUAGAGGAGGCUCAGACCAGGAGGAGGCAGAGGUGGAUCAGUAACAAGGACAAUGGUGCAGAAAUAUUCAAAGAGUCAACAACAAAGCUAAAGGAACCAGAAGAAGGAAGGGCUCUCCUAGGUUUGGACAGUUCCCCAGGAGAAGAGCCUGGCAUUCUGGGAGUUCUCAUUCAGCUGAUGCAGCUCAGAGGGCCCUCCCAGGAGGAGCUGUUCCGUGUGGAAAUGGAGGAGAAAAUUUAG
Messenger RNA from Toxotes jaculatrix (banded archerfish), 11913 nucleotides. RefSeq names its product polycystic kidney disease 1b (gene pkd1b). The transcript has 42 exons. Lineage: Eukaryota; Metazoa; Chordata; Actinopteri; Toxotidae. Gene Ontology annotation, cellular component: membrane. Gene Ontology annotation, molecular function: protein binding. The record is from RefSeq and is a predicted model, not a curated record. Gene Ontology annotation, biological process: kidney development. Bases 1 to 11913 code for a protein of 3970 amino acids.